This is a messenger RNA of Poecilia latipinna (sailfin molly), 3296 nucleotides long. Its product is annotated as putative protein TPRXL. Bases 363 to 1307 code for a protein of 314 amino acids. The transcript is spliced from 4 exons. The record is from RefSeq and is a predicted model, not a curated record. NCBI's taxonomy places the organism in Eukaryota, Metazoa, Chordata, Actinopteri, Cyprinodontiformes, Poeciliidae.
CAUCAGACAGAGAGAGGCUGCGUCCUGAGUGGCGGGGUCCAACACGGACACGCAGACUUGCAUUGAACACGGAACACGUGGCACUGGUGCUGCAGGAAGAGCGAGCGAGAGAGAGAGAGAGCAACUACAGCGACCCUCCUUCCUUCAGUCCCUCCAGCCACGCGUUCACUGCCAGGAGCUCCUGCUGCCGCUGGUGACCAGACACGAUCAGACCCGCUUCAGACACCCAGCCGCCCGGUUCCGACUACAUUCACUGGAGGAAAGUCUUCCAUCGGACCGCGAACGAGACAGAGCGGGAGGUCCUACCAGAGACAUUUUCACAGGAAACGAUACUCAACUCCGUCUGCUUUCUUUCUGAAGAGAUGAUGAUGAAGAUCGAGAUGAUGGAGGCCAAACUCUUGUUUGCUCUUUGUGCGCUUUUGCUCGUUAACAUGAGGUCCGCUGGUGAAGCUGCUAACGCAACGACUGUGCAGAAACCUGAACCGACCAAGAGUGGAAACUCAGUGACUCAGCUGCCAUCAGUGGCCCCUGCUGCUUCCAACCUUUCCACUGAACCUGGAACCAACAAAACCAACAUGACCGGAACUUUCUCCGCAUCCGCGCCACAUACGAAUCAAUCAUCAUCGAAUCACAGCACAGCUUUACAUGAUGCUCCACCCUCUUCUGCGCCUUCGACCAGCUCCGAUCAAAAUAAAACCUCCUCCCCCACUCCCGUCUCAACGCCUAUCGCCACGAUGACGCCAGCGGCGCCCAAUGCCACGUCGCCCAACUCCACAGCGCCCAACGCCACGGCGCCCAACGCCACAUCGCCCAACGCCACAGCGCCCAACGCCACAUCGCCCAACGCCACAGCGCCCAACGCCACGUCCCCCAAUGCCACGUCCCCCAACGCCACGUCCCCCAAUGCCACGGCGCCCAACGCCACGGCGUCCAAUGCCACGGCGCCCAACGCCACGUCGUCUCGAGGCAUCACCAUUUCUCAGCCGUCCACAAAUACUAAACAGUCCAGCUAUGCAACAACUAAACCCUCCCCUGUCACCACCACGGCUCCGCUGAACAUCACCUCCACCCAUUCAGGGAGUUCAUCACAGCUCACCAUGCAGGGCAGCAAUUCUCAUGACUCUCCCGGACUGGACCCCCUUCUGGUUGGCUUGGUGUCGGCGUUCGUCAUCACUGCCAUCGUCAUCACACUGCUGCUCUUCCUCAAGUUCCGCCGAAGACAAAGCGGGCCACGGUUUCACCGGCUGCAGGACCUACCAAUGGACGACAUGAUGGAGGAAACGCCCCUGUCCAUGUACACCUACUGAAGGGGUGUGGAGGCCCAACCAAAGUCUUUUCAAAUCUUGAAACCAGGACAGUAAUGCUGUGGUUGUUGAACCGGAUCUUCUUAAUUACCACCAAACAGAAAUACACAUGGGUAGCAGUAAGUGUAUGUCUGGAUUGCUUUUACUUACCCAGAUUAUCUGGACGCUUAGCUGACACGGACCUAAUUUAAAUGGAAGCUUAACGAUGAAUCAGCCAGGAGGAAUCCCUUUGGAAAGUGAUCUGUGUUUGGUGUGUGAUUUUUUUUUUCUUUUCUUUUUUUUAAACUGGGGGGGGGGAGCCUUUGUUCACUUCUGUACAUAUAAAGUUUGAGGUUGUAAAUAUUGUUUUGCCCUUCAAGUGGUUGAUAAAAGGUAAAGCAGAAGGAAACUGCUUUCGGUGCCGUCAGUCAGUGACGCUCAGACCCAGGCUGGGGCGAUCGUGACGCUUCGUUGGGUUUAAGUCGGUACAGAGAGGAAAAGUAGGGAGGGAGGAAGAAACCUUCUGAUUUUUCUGUUAAGAAAUUUGCACUUUACUUUUCAGGGGUAAGUGAUUAGGGAAAACAGAGAGAAAUUUAGAUUCCGGGGAAUUUGGAAAAUGGAUUUUGUAAAUAGAUUAUCGACAUUGUGCUUUUAAGUGGGUUUUUGUUGUUGGUUGUUUUUUUUGUUUUAAACGUUAAUAGAUUUGUGUCUGUCAGUUGCGUACCAGUGAGGAGUUGCAGGCAUGGCAGGGAUUAUUUAGUGUUUGAUUGUUGAAGGUUCUGUUGUUCUCAGGCAUUUAGUCCAGAGUGCCUUACACAUUUCAGUGAAAAGACCUUUGAUUUCUCAAUUUGUUUGCCGGAUGAACAAAAUUAGUUUCCAGAUUUUAGCAAUUAUCAUGUUAACACCCAGCCAAAGUAAUGAAACCGCGCCGUUCACUUGCUGCAUGUCUUCAGUCGGCACCGAUGGAAAAUAAAGGUCGGACGCUUAUUGCUAGCAUUGCACAUACUACUGAUGCUGAUUGCCAACAUAUAAAGGGCGAAGAAGUCUCCAUUCAAAUUCAGCACAAAUUUAGAAUAAGUGGAGCCACUUGGCAACACGUUGUUUUACGUUCAGAAGUAUUUUGUAGAUUUUUACUGUACAUAAGCCAUAUUUUAUGCAAAUAUUCAAAUGAAAAGAGUGAAGAUGUGCAUUGUCUCCAGUUAGGCAUGGGCUGGUUAUCUGUAUGACAUCUGUACUUCACAUCACUUGGUUCCUAUUACCUUAUGGAUCUGAAAGUUUUAUAAUAAAGUAUCAGAGAAAGUGCUGGUAACUUGAUACUGCUGCAGUGUCCCAUUCCCCUCCCCCACCUAUUGCUUCACAAUGCCAGUCGCCUUGCUGAAAGAAGACUACAGCACAUUUCCCUCGCUUACAAUAAGACUUUUUUGCAUCUGGUAAACAUUUCUGGUAACCACAAACACAAACGGUCGUAGGUUGAAAGCUAAAGGACAGACAUCCAUCCACCUGGCACUUGGAUGAUGUUAUAAACUGAUUUUGAAUUCAGGUGUGACAUUUCAUGAGACUGUUUUAAUUCUAGGUUGUCACAGAGAAAGUCGUACUGAGCCAUGCCUAGAUCCGAUGCGGAAUCAAACCCAACGAGUUUGAACUCAGUUUUUGUGUCAUUGUAUGUCUGCAGGAACCACUGAUUCAAUUAAAACACAGCAGAAAUGUUGAAUGUGCAAGUUACACGCAUUUGUUUUAAAUAGUACAUAUUCAUAAAGCAAUGUUACGUUUUUCUGAUGUUAGUUGAUUUUUUCAGCAUCUCAAUGACAGAAAUGGUCUCUGUGUGGCUGAGGCUGCAGGUCUUUAAAGCCCACAGCAAAUCAUUCAUGGAUCAAUGUCAUCAUCACAUGUGUUAAAUGAAUAUUUCUGCCAUUUGUAAGUCACAGAUUGCUUUUUUUUAUGAUUAAAAAUGGUUUUUCUCCCGUGUCAGAUGUCUGCCAUAACAACUUCUGACUUCAGCCAACAGAAACUCUG